This is a messenger RNA of Aspergillus wentii DTO 134E9, 1596 nucleotides long. RefSeq names its product chaperonin-containing T-complex subunit CCT2. The record is from RefSeq and is a predicted model, not a curated record. Bases 1 to 1596 code for a protein of 531 amino acids. Lineage: Eukaryota; Fungi; Ascomycota; Eurotiomycetes; Eurotiales; Aspergillaceae. Gene Ontology annotation, molecular function: ATP hydrolysis activity; ATP-dependent protein folding chaperone; ATP binding. Gene Ontology annotation, biological process: protein folding. The transcript has 4 exons. Gene Ontology annotation, cellular component: chaperonin-containing T-complex; cytosol.
AUGGCGUCUUUCGCCAAUCCCACGCAAAUCUUUGCGGACGAUGUCAUCGAAGAGAAGGGCGAGAACGCCCGUCUUUCCGCCUUCGUCGGUGCUAUUGCCGUCGGUGACCUGGUGAAGAGUACCCUCGGACCAAAAGGAAUGGACAAGAUCCUGCAGUCAGCGUCGACCGGCGAAAUCCUCGUGACGAAUGACGGUGCUACGAUCCUAAAGGCUAUUGCGCUCGAUAACGCUGCGGCAAAGGUGCUGGUGAACAUCUCUAAGGUGCAGGAUGACGAAGUCGGUGACGGUACGACAUCCGUCACUGUGUUGGCGGCGGAGCUGCUCCGGGAGGCAGAGAAGCUGGUGAACCGCAAGAUCCAUCCCCAGACUAUCAUCGAAGGUUUCCGGAUAGCCAGUAAGGCAGCUCUCGAGGCCCUCGAGAAGGCCGCUGUCGACCGUAGCAAGGAUAUGGAGGCAUUCCGCAGAGACCUCCACUCCAUUGCCCGCACAACACUCAGCUCCAAGGUCCUGGCCCAGGACCGCGACCACUUUGCCACCCUCGCCUGUGAUGCCGUCCUCCGUCUCAAGGGCUCGACCGAUCUCAGUCAUAUUCAGGUGAUUAAGAAGGCCGGUGGAAAGCUCAGUGACUCCUACCUGGAUGAGGGAUUCAUCCUCGACAAGAAGAUCGGUGUUAACCAGCCCAAGCGUCUGGAGAAUGCUAAGAUCUUGGUUGCCAACACCGCCAUGGACACGGAUAAGGUCAAGAUCUUUGGUGCACGUGUGAAGGUCGAGUCGACCGGCAAGCUGGCCGACCUGGAGAAGGCAGAGCGUGACAAGAUGAGGGCCAAGGUUGAGCGGAUCAAGUCUCACGGCAUCAACUGCUUCGUUAACCGUCAACUCAUCUACAACUGGCCCGAGCAGCUGUUCACUGAGGCUGGUAUCAUGUCCAUUGAACACGCCGAUUUCGACGGUAUCGAGCGAUUGGCCCUUGUCACCGGUGGUGAGAUUGCCUCGACUUUCGAUCACCCCGACCAAGUCCAGCUCGGCCAGUGCGAUCUCAUCGAGGAGGUUAUCGUCGGUGAAGACACUCUCAUCAAGUUCUCGGGUGUGGCUGCCGGUCAGGCUUGCACAAUCGUUCUGCGUGGUGCCACUGAGCAGCUGCUCGAUGAAGCAGAGCGUUCCCUCCACGAUGCUCUUGCAGUCCUGUCUCAGACUGUCAAGGAUCCCCGAGUAACUCUGGGUGGUGGCUGUGCUGAGAUGGUUAUGUCCAAGGCCGUUGAGCACGCUGCUCAGAACACAACAGGCAAGAAGCAGUUGGCUGUCGACUCCUUCGCACAUGCCCUCAAGCAGUUGCCUACUAUCCUGGCCGACAACGCUGGUCUCGACUCCAGUGACCUGGUUACCCGUCUGCGACAGGCAGUCAACAACGGCAUGAACUGCUCCGGAUUGGACCUGCUGACCCCUGGUGGAGGAAUUGCUGACAUGCGUGAGUUGGGUGUGGUGGAGAGCUACAAGUUGAAGAAGGCUGUUGUUUCUUCCGCAUCGGAAGCUGCCGAGCUUCUUCUUCGUGUUGACAACAUCAUCCGGGCUGCACCUCGCCGGAGAGAGCGCAUGUAA